Molecule: messenger RNA, 3039 nt
Organism: Plodia interpunctella (Indianmeal moth)
Lineage: Eukaryota; Metazoa; Arthropoda; Insecta; Lepidoptera; Pyralidae
Product: malate synthase-like
Exons: 7
Coding region: 451-2076 (541 amino acids)
Biological process (GO): glyoxylate cycle
Cellular component (GO): cytoplasm
Molecular function (GO): malate synthase activity
Source: RefSeq, a predicted model, not a curated record
AAAUACUUGGUGGUGAAAAUAUUCCCUAUGCCCGAAAAAAAGGUUUGACGUCGACGACACGACGACGCGUCACCCGCACGAUGAAUAGGUACCGGUAACCGAGCGAGAGGGCUUUUGCUCUCUCAUUCUGUCAGAUGCGUUCAGAAAUUUUAAUUUUUUUAAAUGGUGUUGCUGAUUCGAUUUGAUACCAAGUACUUUUGUUUCGAUACGAGUAUGUAUCACAAGAUUGAUUCGAUGUUGUAAAUAGUUGGUAUCGAAUCAAAACUAGAGUACACACUCGUAUAAGUACCUGUCUACACAGAUAUAAAAAUAUUACAGUAGUUUUGUUGUUAUCAUUUAUAGUAAAGCAGUCGAGGCUAUCAUCGGAUCUGUUAAGUCAAUAGUAGUUUUUAUUCACAAACAGUUAAAUGUUGUUUAAGUUUACGUACGAGCCUAAAUAUUAUUUGCGAAAUGGCUAUAAUUCUCCUCCAGUCGCCGCCACCAAAAUUAGAAGAGGUGCAGCAAAAUGUUUUUGACAACGGCACAUUGGACUUUUUACGAAAUUUACACGAAAAGUUUGAUACUCAAAUAGAAGAGCUUUAUAGAAAACGACUACAAAGAACUGUGGAAUCUAAAAACAAAGCUUCUUUAGAAUUCAAGCAAUCUCCUGAAAGAAGUGAUAAAUCUUGGACCAUUGCUGAAUUACCUUCAAGACUUCAAAAUCGUCAUUUGGAUCUUGGUGAUGUUUCAGCAUCUAACACAGCCCAUUUUGUUUCUGCUUUAAAUGAGGAUGUCCAGGGUAUUCAAGUUGAUUUUGAUGAUGGCCAUUGUCCAACUUGGAGAAACCAGCUUGUUGCAUAUCAGAAUAUUAAUCUUGUUGUAAAUGGAAAACUACAGGGAGCUCCUCUUAAUAUCAGUAUGUGUCCUGUAUUGAUGCUAAGACCUAGAGCAUGGAAUAUGAUUGAACAUAAUAUUUUGAUUGAUGGGAAAGAAGCAAUUGGCCCACUAGUUGACUUUGGUGUUUUGAUGUAUCAUAAUGCAAAAAAGCUUUAUGAAACAAAAAGUGGUCCUUAUUUCUAUCUAUCUAAAUUAGAAGGCUCAUUUGAAGCAAAGUUAUGGAAUGAUAUAUUUGUGUGGACUCAAGAAGCAUUGGGUUUACCCCAGGGCACUAUUAAAGCUUGUGUGUUAAUUGAAAAUAUUAUUUCCACUUUUGAACUGGAAGAAAUAUUGUAUGCUUUGAAAGAACAUUCUCUGGGUCUUAACUGUGGCAUAUGGGAUUACUGUGCAUCUAUUAUUGCAAAAUUUGGCGAGCGCAAAGAGUACCUACUACCUGACAGGAACAAGUACGUGAACAUGGGGCAACACUUUCUCAGCAGCUACCUGCGGCUGGUGGUGAGCGUGUGUCACGAGCGCGGGGCGCCGGCCACCGGCGGGAUGGCGGCCGCUAUGCUCAGACCCGGCGCACGCGCAGACGAUAGAGAAUCUAAAGCAAUCAUAAAUAAAAUUUUGGAAGCCAAAUUGAAGGAAAUUGAGUCAGGCGUCGACGGCUUUAUGGUGUACGACUCCCGUGUUGUGCCUUAUGUCAAUGAGAUCUGGAAGAAACACGGAUCGACUCCAAAUCAGAUACAGCGUAAGAUCCUAGUGGACGUAACUGCGCGGGACUUACUCACGAUACCCAGUGGGGGGGUGACGCUGGUGGGGCUGAGGCACAACGUGGCUGUGUCCAUCCUAUUCAUCUACCAUUGGCUGGCGGGCAUCGGGCAUUUCUUCUACAGCGGCCACGUGGAAGACUCCGCCACUGCUGAAAUCUCCCGGGCUCAGAUAUGGCAGUGGCUGCGCUUCCAGCCGCCGCUAGAAGACGAGCCGAGCAAACGCGUCACAGCAGCGCUAGUGGAGAAAACAGCCGCCAGCUUCUCGGCACACGCGCACAAGAACCUUUGUCGUUCCAACGCCGAACGUAAGCGUUUGACCGCAGCUAGGUACAUGAGCAUGGAGCUGUUCCUAACGAGGAACCCUCCGGAGUUCAUUACUAGUUAUUUGAAUGAUAACCACAAAUUCAGGACCCUGCAUAACAAGGCGCUUUUCAGUAAUUUGUAGAAGUUAAUUAAUAGCCGGGAUUUCUGUUGUAACCUGGAUUUCUCCUAGUAAUUCGAACACCGAAUAGAUUUUAUGCCCUGUUUGUUUAGGUAUAAACAAUAUUGACAACCUUUUUUUUUCAAAUACACUGUGAAAUCAAAAUAUUUGUCCAAAGACUAAACUAUCUAUCUACUACUAUAAUAUCAUUAAGCUAAAUUAUGUUUUGUCCUGUUUUGUAUAAUUUCAAAUAUUAUAAAGUGUGAUGGUGACAAAACAUACUUUGGCUUUAAAGUAUGCUUUAACUUUAUGAAUAACGGGAUAUAGCUGUAAUUAAUUUGUAAUAUGAAACGAUUUUUUUAAUAGGUAUGUAUUAUAUCAAUGAAAAGACCUUUCUUACGUUUUUUAAAGUUAGAAGUAAGCUUUACCAACCUAAACAAACAUGGUAAGUAUACAUUUUUAAAGCUUCGUAGCCACUAAGCAUCAACUGACGAGCAGUAUAUCGCUCUUCUCUUUCGUAGAAACGUCACAACAUAUUAUGUGGCGGGUCAAUUAGCCAAGUGACCUUAUAAUUGCAAACAUUUUAUAUGUAUUUAGGUUAACAUUUAUAUAUACUUAUUGCUGAAUGUAAGGGAAUUGAGCAGGUGCUCUUAAAUUAAUCUCUGUUUGGUAUUAUUUACCUAAUAUAUUUUUAAUUAUAUUAACGCAUAAAUAUUAGAAGGAAAUUAUAAGCAAAAUCCUCUUAAGUGCAUAAGAGAUGUUUUUGCUUUAUAAUUUAAUAUUUUAUCGUAAGCCAAAUUUUGUGAUAGCGAAAUGUUGUAAGACAAAUUUUAUUUUAGGUUUUAGUGAGAACAAAAAAAUAUAAAUGCUUUAAUGAUAAAAUUUUAUGUUCUGUGAUAUUGUUAAAACCACAUUGUUUUUAUUUGAAUUGUAUAUUUUUGAAUCAAUAACGUUUUGUUUUUGUUAUCAAUAAAGUUAUCAUCAUUA